GCGAAACAGUUCUUCCUUUCCAACUUUGUACCCGGUUAUAGUUUAUGGCAUUUUCUGUAUUUGAUUAAAGUGGGAGAGAUUAAUUGAGUCAUGGCGCAAGAAAUUCUUCGGAAGGAAGAAACUCUCGCAAUGAGGAAGAAGUUAAUCGGCCAGUCAUGUAGACUGUUUUAUUCCGAAGACCCAGUGAAAAUAAUAAGAGCACGAGGACAGUAUCUAUUUGAUGAAAAUGGAAAGCAAUAUUUGGACUGUAUCAGUAACGUCCAACAUGUGGGUCAUUGUCACCCCACCAUUACAAAGGCUGCAGCAGCUCAAAUGGACCUCCUGAACACAAAUUCAAGAUUCCUGCAUGACAACAUAGUCCUGUAUGCUGACCGUCUGGCUGCUACCCUGCCCAAGAAACUGUGUGUCUUCUACUUUGUUAACUCUGGUUCAGAGGCCAAUGAUCUUGCCCUACGCUUGGCCCGGCAGUACACCCGACAUGAAGAUGUCAUUGUUCUUGACCAUGCAUACCACGGGCAUCUAAUGUCCCUCAUCGACAUUAGCCCUUACAAGUUCCGGAAACUGGCGGGACAGAAAGAAUGGGUUCAUGUGGCACCCCUACCAGAUACCUACAGAGGCAUAUACAGAGAAGACCACCCCAACCCAGUCCAAGCAUAUGCCGAUACAGUAAAAGAUGUUAUAGAGGAUGUGCACAAGAAAGGCCGUAAGAUCUCAGCCUUCUUUGCUGAAUCCCUGCCUAGUGUUGGUGGACAAAUCAUCUUGCCCCAAGGAUACUUUUCUAAAGUUGCAGAAUAUGUGCGCUCAGCUGGUGGAGUGUUUGUGGCAGAUGAGGUGCAGACAGGCUUUGGACGUGUGGGACAUCAUUUCUGGGCUUUCCAGCUUCAGGGAGACGAUUUCUGCCCAGAUAUAGUCACCAUGGGCAAACCGAUGGGCAAUGGGCAUCCCCUGGCAUGUGUAGCAACCACUGCAGAGAUAGCUGGAGCUUUCACAGCCAACAAAGUGGAGUACUUCAAUACAUUCGGUGGGAAUCCAGUGUCAUGUGCAAUUGGCCUGGCAGUCCUCGAUGUGAUCGAGGAGGAGGACUUAAGAGGAAAUGCCGUAAGGGUGGGAGCACAUCUUAAAGAUUUGCUCAUAAAACUAAAAACACGACAUGAAUUAAUUGGAGAUGUCAGAGGUGUUGGAUUAUUUGUGGGACUCGAGCUGGUUACUGACAGAGAGAAGACUCCUGCCACAGAAGCUGCAGCACAUAUAGUGAAGAGGCUGAAGGAGGAGGAUCGAAUAGUCGUCAGUACUGAUGGCCCGUGGGAGAACGUCUUGAAGUUUAAGCCUCCCAUGUGCUUCAGCAUGGAGAAUGCAGAACUGGUGGUAGAAUGUAUCGAUCGCAUCCUUUCAGACAUGAAAGCCAGUGACCUCAGACUGGAAAAGGAAGACAUCUAAGAUCAUACAACCAGUCACCUCUCUGAUGAGACCCCACAGACUGGAGGUAAAACACUACAAGUGAUGCCAGCUACAACACGUCGCUGUCACCUGGGAAAUGUAGUCUACCAGAAGAUGACACUUUUAAAAUUCCACACUUUAAAACAAAUAAAAAAAAAUUAUAUAUAUUUUACUGUAAUCUAAAUUCAUGUAUUGUUUUUCUACCCACAGCCAUUCAAAAAAAUCCAGUUUGGACUUAACACUGAUUGGCAAUAUGUUCUUAAUACACAGUACGGUAGAGUUAAGCACUUACCAGACAGCUAUCUUUAACUCCUGGACACAUUCACAGAAAUGCUCAAGUAUUGCAGUUUAACAUCUAGUGGGGUGGGUAUUAACACUCAGCAAGUUAUCCUUCAGGUAGUGAAGCCCUCUCCUCACAGCUUCCCGUAGAGAUGUUAACAUUACUUGAGACAAAGCAAGCAAGCCAUUUAACAGUACAAAACAUUUAACAUUAACUUUAUAAAUAAUAACAAAAAGAUCCAUGUGUAAUAUAAACCAAAAGUUUAUUUCUACCAAUUUGCCAAAGACACUAGAGGAAUGAAUUUUCAGUGAGGGAGGGAACACCCUCUUACAUUAACAGGCUUGCGUUCAGUUGAAUAACACUAGUAAAGCCACUUAAAAUUGCAGACAUGAUGGGGGAAGAAUCUCCUUAAAAGCCAAAAUAAAAUUAAAAAGAAAACUGCUGGUUGUCUUUGUCUACCAUCUGCAAAUGUUUGACACUCUUACAAAGAACCCUUUGAUUAGUUUAAAUCCCUUAUUUUUACCUCACCCCACAUCUGAAGCCAUGCAACUCACAUCCAACACUCAGCAUGGGACAAAAUAAAAUCUAUAAACAACAAAAGAAAAACAAAUAACUAAAAACAAA
Archocentrus centrarchus (flier cichlid) is the source of this 2341-nucleotide messenger RNA. RefSeq names its product 5-phosphohydroxy-L-lysine phospho-lyase (gene phykpl). Gene Ontology annotation, cellular component: mitochondrion. NCBI's taxonomy places the organism in Eukaryota, Metazoa, Chordata, Actinopteri, Cichliformes, Cichlidae. The coding region runs from base 91 to 1437 and encodes 448 amino acids. Gene Ontology annotation, molecular function: transaminase activity; pyridoxal phosphate binding. The transcript is spliced from 13 exons. The record is from RefSeq and is a predicted model, not a curated record.